Messenger RNA from Exophiala aquamarina CBS 119918, 1614 nucleotides. RefSeq lists its product as uncharacterized. NCBI's taxonomy places the organism in Eukaryota, Fungi, Ascomycota, Eurotiomycetes, Chaetothyriales, Herpotrichiellaceae. The transcript has a single exon. Bases 1 to 1614 code for a protein of 537 amino acids. Gene Ontology annotation, molecular function: N,N-dimethylaniline monooxygenase activity; flavin adenine dinucleotide binding; NADP binding. The record is from RefSeq and is a predicted model, not a curated record.
AUGGGUGAUGCUUCAGAGCCUCGCUCGUCCACAUCACAGAACACCACAAUCACAUCAACAUUCCUACCCAACCAAAUCUCUCGUGUGGCCAUCAUCGGCGCCGGGCCCGUCGGUCUCGCGUUCGCGAAAUAUCUGCUUGCUGAGAAGCACUUCUCCGAGAUCGUCGUCUACGAGCAGCGCGAUACCGUCGGGGGUAUCUGGAAUCUCAGCGAUAAUGCCGUUUCGAGAAGUGUAAGCGUGCCACAGCUUGAUCCGUGGUAUGGCACGAGAAGCAGCGGCAGCCGCCGCGAGGAUGGAGGCGGGGAUGGCGACGCUCUCGAGUUCGAGUCGCCGCUCUAUGAUUACCUGGAGACCAAUAUCCCCAAGCAGCUCAUGGCGUACUGCGACGCGCCGUUUCCGAGGUCGGCUCCGCUGUUUCCGCGGCAUGAGGCUGUCUUGGAGUAUUUGGAGCGUUAUGCGGAGGACGUGAAGAGUUUAAUUCGGUUCUCUACGAAGGUGCGUCACGUUGAGCUAGGGGUUGAGGAGUGGGAGGGGAGGAAGAGGGAUGUCUGGUCCGUUAUCUCCACCGAUUUGAGAACGGGCGUUGUCGAGGCUCCAAAGAGAUAUGAUGCACUUGUUGUCGCGAAUGGACAUUAUACUGUGCCUUAUGUACCUUCGAUCGCCGGGCUGCAGGAGUUCAAUCAACGGUAUCCUGGUGUUGUGCUGCAUUCCAAAGCCUAUCGAAGACCUGAGGACUUCAUGGGCAAGAAGGUUCUUGUCGUCGGGAACUCUGCGAGUGGACUGGAUAUCGCCACGCAGAUUGGCAAGUAUGCACAGAAACCAGUGUAUCUGUCCGCGAGAAGCGUCAGUGCGUUUGGAUCAUUGCCGCCUGCUGACUGGAGGGAGGAUGUCGAUGAGGUGGUGGAGUUUCUCAGUUCUGACGAUAGUCCUCGUGGAAUCAGGUUGAGAAGUGGUCGCAUCGAGACAGGGUUUGAUUCUGUGGUGUUCGCGACAGGGUACUUCUACAAUUUUCCAUUCUUGAGAGGCAUCGAUCUGGAAUUGGGUGAGACGCUGAUCACGGAUGGAUCAAGGACAAGAGGUCUCUACCAGCAUCUUUUCCACAUUGAACACCCCAGCCUGGUAUUUCCCGUCAUCAAUCUCAAAGUCAUCCCGUUCCCGCUGGGGCAGAACCAAGCUGCCGUUACGAGCAGGGUCUGGUCUGGGAGGUUGGCCUUACCCCGAAAAGAAGAAAUGAGGAAUUGGGAGCGGGAGACAAUGCAGCAGAAAGGCGACGGAAAGUGCUUUCACCUGAAGAAGUUCCCAGAGGAUGCGGCACAGAUCAACGAGCUGUAUCUGUGGGCAAAGGAAGCGAGGAGGAGGAACGGCUUAGAAGGUGAUGGAAUGGGAAAGCUAGGUAUGCCUUGGGACGAACGGUUGACUUGGAUGAGAAGUCGGUUUCCAGAGAUCAGGGGUGCUUUCACAAGACGAGGUAAGGAUAGAGCCAAUGUUACUCACAUGGAGGAACUGGGGUUUGAUUUCGACGCGUGGUGGGGAGAAGUAAAUCGGGAGGGCAGAAGGGAGGAACUGAAGAUGUUUAGAGAAGCAAAGUGUCCAGCAAGGAGUGAACAGGUAUGA